GCGCUUUUUCCAUACAAAACAGCCAUUCCAUCAUUCUGCGACCACCACAAUCCAAACACACAGUGACACACACACACACUCUCCUCCUUCACCACCACCACCGCCGCCGAAAUGACCUUUCACGACGUCCGUCACCGUCACCGCUACCUCCACCUCCUCUACCUCACCAUCCUCCUCCUCACCACCUCCACCACCGGCGACGACGCCGCCGUCAUGUCAAAACUCUCCACCUCUUUAUCCCCCACCCCAUCCUCCUGGUCAACCAACACCGACUUCUGCAAAUGGGACGGAAUAACCUGCGACAAUUCUAACCGUGUAACCGCAAUAAACCUCCCUUCAAAAUCCCUCACCGGAUCCCUACCGUCCGAUCUAAACAGCCUCUCACAACUCAAAACCCUAGCCGUACAACGCAAUUCCAUCGGUGGCGUCUUACCAACCCUAGCAAACCUCACUCUGCUAGAACAAGUUAUUCUAGACAGCAACAAUUUCACUGCAAUACCUACAGAUUUUUUUACCGGUCUCACCAAUCUUCAAUCGUUUAGUAUCACGGAUAAUCCGGAUAUGUCUUCAUGGACAAUUCCUGAAAAUCUUAACCAGAAUACAAACCUACAAAGUUUUCAGGCUGGUAACGCUAACAUAAUGGGUGGUAUUCCUGAUAUUUUUGACAAAUUCCCUAAUUUGCAAAACCUCCGUUUGUCUUAUAAUAAUAUUACUGGCGCUUUGCCGGUUAGUUUUGGUGGGUCGCAGAUUCGGAAUUUGUGGUUGAAUAAUCAGAAGCAAGGGCUUUCUGGUACGCUUGAUGUUCUGUCUUCCAUGACUCAGUUGGAACAGGUUUGGUUGCAGGCUAAUGUGUUUACUGGUGCUAUACCGGACCUUUCGAAUUGUACUGGUUUGUUUGAUUUGCAACUUAGGGAUAAUCAGUUGACGGGUUUGGUUCCUGCAUCGGUUAUGUCUCUGCCGAAAUUGGUGAAUGUUACUUUGCAAAACAAUAGGUUGCAAGGUCCAUUGCCAGUGUUUGGUAGUGGUGUUGUGGCUGAGUUAGGAAGUAGUAGUACCAAUAGUUUCUGUUUAACUACUCCUGGACCUUGUGAGCCUCAGGUGAUGGUGCUGCUUGAGGUUGCUGGUGCGAUCGGGUAUCCGUUGUCGUUGGCGCAGUCUUGGGAAGGUAAUGAUGCUUGUCAGAAAUGGAGUUUUAUUAGUUGUGAUUCGUCUGGGAAGUAUGUUACGAGUGUUAACUUUGGAAAACAGAAGUUUUCUGGUACUAUUUCGCCGGCGUUUGCGAAUUUGACUUCGUUAAGGAGUUUAUCGUUGAAUGAUAAUAAUCUUGUGGAUUCAAUCCCUGAGGUUUUGACAUCCUUGCCAAAUCUGCAACUUCUUGAUGUGUCGAAUAACAAUCUAUCGGGCAAGAUACCAGUUUUUCCAGAAAGGGUGAAGUUUGUGCAUACGGGUAAUGUUUUAUUGGGUCAGGAUGUGUCUGGCGGGCCGCCUGGGUCUGAACCGGGUUCUGGUGAUACAGGUGGGAACUCGAGCGGGUCAACAAAAGGGGUUUCGGGUGGUUUGAUUGCCGGGAUUGUCAUUGGUGUUCUUGUUUUUGUUGUGAUUAUAUUGUUUGUGUGUUACAAGUGUUAUCUCAAGAAGAAGAACCAAAAGCCCAAGACUGUUCAAGAUCCUGAAAAGGGUAAAGAAGCGGUUAAAGCUAGUGACUUACAAAGUCAAAGUAGCGGUGACCAGACCGAAAUGUCGGUGUUUGAAGGUGGCAGUAUUGUAAUUUCCAUCCAAGUUCUUCGAGAAGCCACCAACAACUUUAGUGAAGAAAAUGUAUUGGGAAGAGGUGGAUUUGGGGUCGUUUACAAAGGGAUAUUACAAAACGGGACUAAAAUAGCAGUCAAAAGAAUGGACUCGGGUGUGAUGGGGACAAAAGGGUUGAAAGAGUUUCAAGCAGAGAUCGCGGUUCUAACAAAAGUUAGACACAGGCAUCUCGUGGCUCUUCUUGGAUACUGUAUGAACGGUAACGAGAGGCUUUUGGUUUAUGAGUACAUGCCACAAGGAACUUUAAGUCAACAUUUGUUUGAAUGGAGGGAGCAUAAAACCAACCCGCUAAGUUGGAAGCAACGAGUUUCGAUUGCUUUGGAUGUUGGGAGGGGGGUUGAGUAUUUGCAUAGUUUGGCCCAACAAAGUUUUAUUCAUAGAGAUUUAAAGCCGUCUAAUAUUCUUCUUGGUGAUGAUAUGAGGGCUAAAGUUGCAGACUUCGGUUUGGUGAAAAGCACGCCUGAUGCGAAGCACUCCAUGGAGACCCGAGUGGCUGGAACUUUUGGUUAUCUUGCACCCGAAUAUGCUGCUACCGGAAGAGUGACUACAAAAGUGGAUGUUUAUGCAUUUGGAGUGGUGUUAAUGGAACUGAUAACGGGCCGAAAAGCGUUAGACGACACUUUGACCGAUGAAAAAAGUCAUCUGGUGACAUGGUUCCGUCGGGCUCUAAUCUCAGAAAACAUAGUAAAAGCUAUUGACCAAACUUUAGACACUGAUGAAGAAGACACCCUAGAAAGCAUCUGCAAGGUGGCGGAGCUGGCAGGACACUGCACUGCACGUGAGCCAUAUCAAAGACCCGACAUGGGUCAUGCGGUUAAUGUGUUGGGCCUUCUUGUGGAACAAUGGAAGCCCUCGCAACCCGAUGAGGAUGAUGGUUAUGGCAUUGGUGACCAUAUGAGUGUUCCUCAGCUUCUUCAACAAUUGCAGGCUGAUGAAGGUACUUCUAGAAUGUUUGAUGAUUCGUUCGAUCAAACUCAGUCGAGUAUUAUCUCCAAACCGCCGGGUCUUGUUGACACAUUUGGUACAUCGGGCCGGUAGCCUUAAAAGGUCAAGUUUUGAUCAGAAUUUGUAAAGAAAAGAUGAACAUUUACAUUUACAUUUACAUUUCCUGCUUAUUUUGUUUCUUUGAUUUGUUCAUUCUUUGACAUUAGAGGCUAAAUUCUUCCAAAGUUAUGUUCUUUACUUUGUUUGUUGACAUUUUUUGUAUAAUCUUUUUGAUUGCAAGAGAUGUAUAGGUGUUGGGAAGACACUUGAAUUUUUAUUUAUUUAUAUAUUGUAAUUAAUAUUAUGUACAUUUUUUGUUU
Messenger RNA from Helianthus annuus (common sunflower), 3113 nucleotides. Its product is annotated as receptor-like kinase TMK4. NCBI's taxonomy places the organism in Eukaryota, Viridiplantae, Streptophyta, Magnoliopsida, Asterales, Asteraceae. Gene Ontology annotation, biological process: protein phosphorylation. The record is from RefSeq and is a predicted model, not a curated record. Bases 112 to 2847 code for a protein of 911 amino acids. The transcript is spliced from 2 exons. Gene Ontology annotation, molecular function: protein kinase activity; protein binding; ATP binding.